Molecule: messenger RNA, 579 nt
Organism: Eimeria mitis
Lineage: Eukaryota; Apicomplexa; Conoidasida; Eucoccidiorida; Eimeriidae
Exons: 3
Coding region: 1-579 (192 amino acids)
Source: RefSeq, a predicted model, not a curated record
AUGUCGGUUCUAUGGUGUAGUGCAGCAGCAGCAGCAGCAGCAGCAGCAGCAGCAGCAACAACUCCUUUGUCUGUUGUUUCUUCUCCUGCAGCAGCAUAUGAUAAUGCAGCAGCAGCAGCAGCAGCAGAUGCUGCAGCAGCAGCAGAAUAUGCAGCAGUAGUAGCAGAUGCAGCAGCAGCAGAAGAUGCAGCAGCAGCAGCAGAUGCAGCAGCAGCAGAAGAUGCAGCAGCAGCAGCAGAAGAUGCUGCAGCAGCAGCAGAUGCUGCAGCAGCAGCAGAAGAUGCAGCAGCAGCAGCAGAUGCUGCAGCAGCAGCAGAAGAUGCAGCAGCAGCAGAAGAUGCAGCAGCAGCAGCAGAUGCAGCAGCAGCAGCAGAUGCAGCAGCAGCAGCAGAUGCAGCAGCAGCAGCAGAUGCAGCAGCCGUAGCAGAUGCAGCAGGUACAGCAGGUACAGCAGCAGCAGCUGCAGCAGCAGAAACUUCAGCAGCUGCAGCAGCAGCAGCAGCAGCAGUAGAAGGAGCAGCAGCAGCAGCAGCAGCAGCAGCACUGGGAGCAGCAGCAGCAGCUGCUUUCGCGCUUUAA